Panicum virgatum (switchgrass) is the source of this 3013-nucleotide messenger RNA. RefSeq names its product WAT1-related protein At5g64700-like. Gene Ontology annotation, molecular function: transmembrane transporter activity. Gene Ontology annotation, cellular component: plasma membrane. NCBI's taxonomy places the organism in Eukaryota, Viridiplantae, Streptophyta, Magnoliopsida, Poales, Poaceae. The record is from RefSeq and is a predicted model, not a curated record. The coding region runs from base 1577 to 2686 and encodes 369 amino acids. The transcript has 7 exons.
UAACUUCCUAUUUAUAUCGGGCCACUCCCAUGGUUCUUGGGCCUCGGCCUUUUUUCUAAGGCGGGCCUUUUAGGAGGCCCGCCUCCUAAAAUGGAGGCAUUUCUGGAGGCGGGUCUCUUAUAAUCUUCACCUCGGUUAAUAGAUUUUAGGAGGCGGUUAAUUUUUAACGGCCUCCGUAAAUUGAUUUUUCAAGGCGGUUUUUUUACCACCUCGGUUAAUAGAAAAUGAUCGCCUUGGUUAAUGCCUGGCAUUAAUCAAGGCGGUUGAAAUUUCUGCCAACCUCGAAGGUGUUUAAAAAAGAUCGUGGUAAAUCAUUUUUUGUAGUAGUGCAAGUAUACAAAAGUUCAUCAGAUAUUUAGUGAAUCGUGAAAUUAAAGUCUUUUCAGUCAUGACCAGAAAUGUUGUUUGCUCGAAAUUUCCGUUUGUUUAUCAAAAGAUACACUUUUUAGUCCAAAUUUCAUGAAAGUAGGUGUCUUCACUGUGAACUGGAAAAAAAAGAAUCAGGAAACAAAAUCUCAGUCCCUAGUACACUGGAUUUUUGACAAGUCUAGGUCAAUAGAAGGUGGUGAAGAUUUACCCUAAAAAAGACUUUGAACUCAAGGGCACUUGUAGACACAUGCCAGUACGCCCUCGAAAAAUCUUAACCAAUUUCAUGGCGGCGCACGUGGCGCUUUUUUUAAUAAAAAAUAUGUAAUGAUCAAGAGUUCAAGGAAGCUUCUCCCAUGAACAGCUUUCAGUAUUCAAGGUCACCUUACACAGGCCUUUAUCCAACAAACUUCCGUGCUGCUUAUUCAAGUGGCAGGUUAUUCAUCUGCGGCCAGCGCACUACUACUUUUUUUUUCUAUUAAACAUGGCCACUUGGCCAAUUAAGAUUCAGCCUUUUUUGCUUAAUAAUUAUUCUUGUCGAUUGUCUAAAAAGCAGAUCUACCUUGCAAUGCUAACCUGAACUUUGCACCCAAAAGAACCUUCAUCGUUUCAAAGAAAAUUGCCCAUAAACUCGAUCACUGUGCUACUCGAAAUUGCUUUUUUUUUAAGGACACUACUCGAAGUUGUUGUUAUCCGAAUUGCAUGCAUGAACAUGCAGGGAACUUUCAGCAAUUCAGCUUCAUUUCUUUCAUGUCGAUCGCUUUAGCCUUUUCAUUAGUGCAGUCUUGGCGGUUCACACAAACUGUCUAGGUGGCUGCCCGUCGCGCUACUAGAACUCCCUUGUUUCCCUAGAUAAAAACAGCAGUGAAAUAGUUUCCGUACAGAUAUUUCCUAGCGACCAAAUUAAUGGGAGAGGAUGGCAUGCCUAAUGGCACCACAGGAAUAUCUCCUCGGUUUCUCCUGAGGAACCACCAGCUUCCUAUUGGCUGUUACGUUUCCCUACGUGAUUUUACUGAUUUUUUCUAGGGAAUGAAAUCAUCCCUAGAGUAUCUAAAUCUUCUGUAGGGAAAGAAAAAAAACAGCAGGAAACUGAGGAACUCUAGUAGUGAUCGCGUAUAUAUAGGGAUGGGGAGCUCAGCCAAGAGACAGGCACAACAGUGCUAGCUGAAACCCCAUCCAUCAUCUCUUCUAGGCAGGCUGCCACUGCACCAUGGGCAGCAGCAAGGUGUACGCCACGGUGUUGCUCAUCCGGCUGAUCUAUGCCGGCAUGCACAUCCUCACCAAGGCCUCCUUCAACGAGGGCACGAGCACCACGGUCUUCGUCUUCUACCGGCACGCCGUCGCCGCCAUUUUCCUGUUGCCUUUCGCCUCCCUGGAAAUCAGGAAGGGACAGGCGCCACCGCUGAACUUGAAGCUCGCUCUCAAGAUCUUUGCUCACGCUUUCUACGGGAUGGCUGGAACGAUCAACUUGUACUGCAUUGGUCUGAAAUACGCUUCAGCGACCUCUUCAUCGGCCAUCUUCAACAUCGUGCCGGUGGUCGCCUUCAUCUUGGCCGUCAUGUUCAGGAUGGAGACCCUGAAGCUUAGGAGCGUCCAUGGCAUCGCCAAGGCCUCCGGGAUACUCCUCUGCGUCGGCGGCGUCAUCGUGCUGGCGCUGUACCAGGGCCCCGAGCUCAAGUCCAUGAACCACCACCAGCUCCUCGAGCACCACGCCAGCGCCGCCGCCGCGCACGCGCAUUACUCCAGCAAGGAGUGGGCGCUGGGGAUCUUCCUGAUGACAACGUCCGUCGUGAUAUGGUCUUUCUGGACGGUCAAGCAGGGACCCUUGCUGCUGGAGUACCCUUCCAAGCUCCUGAACACGGCGCUGCAGUGCGCGUUCGCGAGCGUCCAGUCGUUCGCCGUCGCGCUCGUCCUCGAGAGGGACUUCUCGCGGUGGAAGCUCGCCGGCGCCGUCAGCCUCGCCGGGGUGCUCUUCACGGGCAUCGUGGUGGCGGCGAUCUCGUACUACCUGCAGAUCUGGGUGAUUGAGAAGAAGGGCCCGGUGUUCCUGUCCAUGUCGAUGCCGCUGAGCCUCGUCUUCACCAUGGCCAUCGCCUCCUUCCUGCUGGGCGAGGACGUCAGCCUGGGAAGCAUUAUCGGUAGCGUCCUCCUCGUCGCCGGCCUCUACAACGUGCUGUGGGGCAAGAGCAGGGAGGAGAAGCAGGGACGUGGAGAAGAAUGCGGCGGCGGCGACGACGGGGACGUGGAGAAGAAUGCGGCGGCCGUGCAGCCGGCGGACGGGGAGACGACGGAGGAGGAGGGGGGCGCCGCCAAAGUCUGAGGACACGCGUCCGUGCGGAUCAUGGGUGAAUGCGAUCGGCUGAUCACGGCGCCCGGCCGGCGUGGCGGGCCGACGACCGGUGCUUGUGCGAUCACUGCAGAAAGGACGAUGCAGGCAGGAAAGAUCGGACGCUGAUCGAUGUGCGUCCUGCUAUGUGAAAGCGAUUCUUCGGCUGCUCAGCGCCCUACGUGUAACUGUGUGUGCACAACCAGUGACUGUUUGUGUAAAUUGUGCACCGAGAUGUAUGUACAUCACAUCAAGUUACUAAUUUCCAAGUGAUGGUUGAUCCUAUAAUGGUGCAGAAAAGUGAGCAUCUUUAUUCAUAAA